This is a messenger RNA of Asparagus officinalis (garden asparagus), 1192 nucleotides long. RefSeq names its product transcription factor GTE1-like. Lineage: Eukaryota; Viridiplantae; Streptophyta; Magnoliopsida; Asparagales; Asparagaceae. The record is from RefSeq and is a predicted model, not a curated record. The transcript is spliced from 9 exons. Gene Ontology annotation, molecular function: protein binding.
UCUUGGCCGUGGCGGUGCGCGCGAAGAGAGUGAAACCGAAGCAACGGUUGCUCGAAGAUUCAGUAAUCAAGUCGAUGAAAUGAUAACAAAAGCUGAUGAGUUGGAGCAAAGAGUGCAAGAGUUGUCCGAUUUCUACAAGUACAAGAAGAAACCCAAGAACCUCAAAUGGAUUUCUUCAUGUUUGAAGGAUAAGGCUGAUGAGGUUCGAAGACAAGCUGGGUGCUCCAGGAGAAUGCAAGAGGUUAUGAGCCAGUUUGGCACUAUUUUGAAGGAGCUCUCAGCACACGAAUGGGCGGAGCCAUUUUUGGAACCUGUAGAAGUUGAACGUCUUGGCCUUGAUGAUUACUAUGAGAUUAUUAAGAGGCCCAUGGACUUCUCUACAAUCCGGAAAAAGAUGGAGGCCAAUUUAUAUAAGAAUGUCAGAGAGAUAUAUGCUGAUGUCAGAUUAGUUUUCUCAAAUGCCAUGACUUACAAUGAGGAAAAAAGUGAUAUUCAUGUCAUGGCUAAAACACUGCUGCGAAAAUUUGAAGAGAGAUGGGUUCAUCUGUUAUUUGAAGUUGUUGAAGCUGAAGAAAGACAAAAAUAUGAGGAGGAACAGGCCCUGGCAAAUAUGCUGAUUGCUCAAGAGGCUGCCAUCGCAAAAUUAGCUAGUGAUACAAACAAUGAGCUUAACAAGUUGAAUUUGCAUGUAGAUUGACUUAGGAAUGCAGUUGUAUACUUCAACAGAAAAAUGUCCACAACGGAGAAAAGAAAACUUAGUUCGGGGCUUACCUCUUUAUGUCCCGAAUAUCUUUACAAGGCAUUGGAGAUUAUUGCUCAGGGCAAUCCGAACUUCCAAGAUUCUGCUGAAGUGGUGGACAUUGACAUUGACGCUCAGAGUGAAAUCACAUUAUGGAGGCUGAAGUUCUUGGUGAAGGAGGCACUGGAGAAGCAAACCAAAAAUUCUUCAACCAAAACCAAAAAGCAGUCUGCGAAUGCUGAUGACAUUUCAAAGCGCAAGAAGGUGAUAUCUGAUGCUCUGGCGAGAACAAGGAGGAGCAAAAGACUUUCUCCGCCAUCUUGACCCUGUUUAUAUUUCUACACAGGAACAGGUUCAGUUGCCAAUCGAAAGACCUGUACAUAUUUUGUGAAGGAACAGCAUCUGUUUACGGAACCCUUUGAGCUUAGGCACAUGAUCUGAUAGUAAAGAAAU